Messenger RNA from Leucoraja erinaceus (little skate), 4526 nucleotides. RefSeq names its product G-protein coupled bile acid receptor 1-like. Lineage: Eukaryota; Metazoa; Chordata; Chondrichthyes; Rajiformes; Rajidae. The transcript has a single exon. Gene Ontology annotation, cellular component: membrane. Gene Ontology annotation, biological process: G protein-coupled receptor signaling pathway. Gene Ontology annotation, molecular function: G protein-coupled receptor activity. The coding region runs from base 379 to 1332 and encodes 317 amino acids. The record is from RefSeq and is a predicted model, not a curated record.
UCGGACCUCGGUCAAUAGUCCACCAGGUAUCUCGCCUCCUCGUAGACCGAGGGGAGGGGGGGAGCGAGGACCUCAGACGUGGAGGUGAGAUUCGGAUUCUGGGCCGUCGGCAGUCAGGUUGUCGAAGUAUCUGGGACCUCCGGAGACCUGCUUGGAAGUUGGGAAAGGCGACUCGGAUGGUGGGACAACUCCCGUGGUGAUUUGGACCUUGGACAACAAUCCAUCAGGUAUCUGGAAGUAUCUCCGGGGACCUGCUUGGCAACAAGGACUCUUGAGGUGAGACAGGCCGUCCCCUUGGACAGUAGCUGCCCGGGGAUAGACAACAGACAAUAGGUGCAGGAGUAGGCCAUUCGGCCCUUCGAGCCAGCAUUGACUGUGAUGAACAAGAGCGGCGAAGGAUGCUGCAACACGUCGGUGGCCGGGGAUGGUUUGGCCUCUCACCAGCUCCCCGUUCUCUGGUUGACAUUGCCGUUCUCCGCCGUGAUCGUGGUGGGCAGCCUGGCCUUGGUGGUGGGGAUAGCAGGCAGCAAGAGGCUUCACAACUCGGCCGGCUGGUUCUUCCUCAGCCUGGCCGUCAGCGACCUGGCCACCGGCCUGGUCUUGCCCUCGGUGCCCGGCCUGAGCUCGGACACCGCUCGGCCCUACUGCCUGUGCUUGCUCACCUACCUGCUGCCCAACUUCGUGGUCCUCUCGCUGCUGGCCAACCUGCUGCUCGUGCACGCCGACCGCUACCUCCACGUCGUGCACCCGCUGCGGGGGCGCGCCUGGCUGCGGGGGCGCGCCUGGGCGGCCCUUCUGGCCGUCUGGCUGCUACCCCUCUCCUUCGCUUGCUUGCCCCUGCUGGGUUGGAACAGCUGGCCGGCCCAGCUCACCGGCCACUGCUGCUGCCAAUCCGGGCACGUAUUCUCAUCUGCGUACAUCUACCUGGAGGUGUACGGGGUGUUAAUGCCGUCUAUACUGGCCAUGGGAGCGUCCACCGCCGCCCUCCACCGCCUGGCCCGCGGGCAGAUGAGACGCAUCCAACGGCAGCACCGGGCAGUGCAAUCCGGCCCCACCAUCUCUCCCCUGGAACAAGAACUGAACCUCAGGUACACCAGGAGUGUGGCCGGCUCCUUGUUGAUCUUCACCUGCUGCUGGCUGCCUUACAUCGCCCACCUACACGGCCGCUUCCUGGGUGCCCGAGCCCACAUUGUCCUCUCCUGUCUGGGCAUCGCCAGCGCCGCCCUGGUGCCCUUCGCCCUGGCCCUGGGCAACAAGGACUACCUCCAAACCUGGGCCAGGGUCCGGGCCAAACUCUGCCGGCGUGCAGGUGACCCCCAAGGGUGGCCAUAGACCCUCAUCUAGCCGCUACCCAGUCUCCCGGGUUAACUGGAGAUGGAGAUGGAGCUGGAGACGAACAAAUGCACAAUAGACAAUAGACAAUAGGUGCAGGAGUAGGCCAUUCGGCCCUUCGAGCCAGCACCGCCAUUCAAGUCCAGAACCAGGGGCCACACAAUCUUAGAACAAAGGGGAGGUCAUUUAAGACUGAGGUGAGAAAAAACUUUUUCACCCAGAGAGUUGUGAAUUUGUGGAAUUCCCUGCCACAGGUGGCAGUGGAGGCCAAGUCACUGGAUGGAUUUAAGAGAGAGUUAGAUAGAGCUCUAGGGGCUAGUGGAGUCAAGGGAUAUGGGGAGAAGGCAGGCACGGGUUAUUGAUUGGGGACGAUCAGCCACGGUGUUGGCUCGAAGGGGCGAAUGGCCUCCUCCUGCACCUAGUUUCUAUGUUUCUAUGUUUCCAUGUUCAAUGUGAUCACGGCUGAUCAUCCACAAUCAGUACCCCGUGUUCCUGCCUUCUCCCCAUAUCCCCUGACUGCUAUUUUUAAGAGCCCUCUCUAACUCUCUCUUGAAAGUAUCCAGAGAAAGUAUCCAGCCACGGGUUAUGGGGAGAAGGCAGGAGAAUGGGGUUGAAGGCAGAAAGAUACAUUAGACACUAGCCAACAGGUGCAGGAGUAGGCCAUUCGGUCCUUCCAGCCAGUACCGCCAUUCAAUGUGAUCAUGGCUGAUCAUCCACUAUCAGUACCCCGUUCCUGCCUUCUCCCCACAUCCCCUGACUCCACUACCUUUAAGAGCCCUAUCUAGCUCUCUCUUGAAAGUAUCCAGAGAACCGGCCUCCACCGCCCUCUGAGGCAGAGAAUUCCACAGACUCGCAAUUCUCUGUGAGAAAAAGUGUUUCCUCGUCUCCGUUCUAAAUGGCUUACCCCUUAUUCUUUUUUUACUGUAAGUUAUUUUUAUUUAUUGUGACUUAAUUUGCUCUGAAUUGGAUGCGAGUGGACUCUUUAAUAUGCAGGCUGAAUUUUCUCGUUGCAUUUGGACAGUUUCGAGUUUUGAGGCGGUUUUGAAUUGUCCCUGAGUCAAGGAACGAAGACUGUGAAUUGGUGUUUUUGGGUCAAUACUACUUCAUUAACUGAAUAAAACUCUUUACGUCUCUGACUUGCUUUCACCUUAUUGAAAUAGAAUCGCAGGCCGGCACGGCGGCGCAGCGGGUAGAGCUGCUGCCUCACAUCGCCGGAGACCCAGGUUUGAUCCUGACCUCGAGUGCUGUCUGUACGGAGUUUGCAUGUUCUCCCCGUGACCUGCGUGGGUUUUCUCCGGGUGCUCCGGUUUCAACAGACAAUCGACAAUAGGUGCAGGAGAAGGCCAUUCAGCCAUGAUCAUAUUGAAUGGCGGUGCAGGCUAGAAGGGCCGAAUGGCCUCUACUCCUGCACAUAUUUUCUAUGUUUCCAUUUGGUCCUUCGAGCCAGCACCGCCAUUCAAGUCCAGAACCAGGGGCCACACAAUCUUAGAAUAAAGGGGAGGUCAUUUAAGACUGAGGUGAGAAAAAACUUUUUCACCCAGAGAGUUGUGAAAUUGUGGAAUUCCCUGCCACAGAGGGCAGUGGAGGCCAAGUCACUGGAUGGAUUUAAGAGAGAGUUAGAUAGAUCUCUGGUGGAGUCAAGGGAUAUGGGGAGAAGGCAGGCACGGGUUAUUGAUUGGGGACGAUCAGCCAUGAUGCAGGCUCGAAGGGCCGAAUGGCCUCUACUCCUGCACCUAUUUUCUAUGUUUCUAUUCGGUCCUUCGAGCCAGCACCGCCAUUCAAUGUGAUCAUGGCUGAUCAUCCCCAAUCAGUACCCCGUUCCUGCCUUCUCCCCAUAUCCCCUGAUUCCGCUAUCUUUAAGAGCCCUAUCUAGCUCUCUCUUGAAAGUAUCCAGAGAACCGGCCUCCACCGCCCUCUGACAGAGAAUUCCACAGACUCACCACUCUCUGUGAGAAAAAGUGUUUCCUCGUCUCCGUUCUAAAUGGCUUACCCCUUAUUCUUAAACUGUGUGUGGCCCCUGGUUCUGGACUCCCCCAACAUCGGGAACAUGUUUCCUGCCUCUAGCGUGUCCAAACCCUUAAUAAACGUCACCUAUCCAUGUUCUCCACAGAUGCUGCCUGACCCGCUGAGUUACUCCAGCACUCUGUGGCCAAUAUGUGUUCACCGUCUCCCUCUGCUGGCCACCCAGAGGGCUGCAGAUAGCGGCUAAAGUCCACUUGACCAGAUACUGACACACGUGUAACAGGGUGGACCUUAACUAACCAUCUGUUACUGAUGGGACCAGCGGGGAACAUCAGGAGUUGACCCUGAAUUCCAUUCUCUGUCGUUUUCACAUCUUACCCUUCCAUAUCUCUGUGUCUUUCUCUCCCUUGACUCCAAGUCUGAAGAAGGGUCUCAACCCGAAACAUCACCCAUUCCUUCUCUCCAGAGAUGCUGCCUGUCCCGCUGAGUUACUCCAGCAUUUUAACCAUAUAACCAUAUCACAAUUACAGCACGGAAACAGGCCAUCUCGGCCCUACAAGCCCGUGCCGAACAACGUUUUUCCCUUAGUCCCACCUGCCUGCACUCAUACCAUAACCCUCCAUUCCCUUCUCAUCCAUAUGCCUAUCCAAUUUAUUUUUAAAUGAAACCAACGAACCUGCCUCCACCACUUCCACUGGAAGCUCAUUCCACACCGCUACCACUCUCUGUGUAAAGAUGUUCCCCCUCAUGUUACCCCUAAACUUCUGUCCCUUAAUUCUGAAGUCGUCCUCUUGUUUGAAUCUUCCCUAUUCUCAAAGGGAAAAGCUGGUCCACAUCAACUCUGUCUAUCCCUCUCAUCAUUUUAAAGACCUCUAUCAAGUCCCCCCUUAACCUUCUGCGCUCCAGAGAAUAAAGACCUAACUUGUUCAACCUUUCUCUGUAACUUAGUUGUUGAAACCCAGGCAACAUUCUAGUAAAUCUCCUCUGUACUCUCUCUAUUUUGUUGACAUCCUUCCUUUAAUUGGGCGAACAAAAUUGUACACCAUACUCCAGAAUUGGUCUCACCAAUGCCUUGUACCAGUGUCUAUCUUCGGUGAAAUCUGGCUCCUGUGUGACAUUCAUGAGACAAGAUAUCAAGUUUCACAUCUACUGGGCAAUGAAAUUCUUACUUGCCGCAGCGGGUAGAGCUGCUGCCUCACAGCGCCAGAGACCCGGGUUCCAUCCUGACUACC